Molecule: messenger RNA, 2421 nt
Organism: Nothobranchius furzeri (turquoise killifish)
Lineage: Eukaryota; Metazoa; Chordata; Actinopteri; Cyprinodontiformes; Nothobranchiidae
Gene: vmp1
Product: vacuole membrane protein 1
Biological process (GO): autophagy; Golgi organization
Cellular component (GO): membrane; endoplasmic reticulum; endomembrane system
Source: RefSeq, a predicted model, not a curated record
AUAGGGCUUUUGUUUUUAUUACUGCACCAAUAUCAAAGCAGACUAUAGUUUCAUAUAUUUAUCUACCAGGUAUUCUACUAGUUUUACGGUCUGAAGCCGAUAACUGGUUGUGUAGUCCCCCGGUGUCCCCGGCUAACCGGUUAGCAUGUGGAGGUUAUGAACACGCACUUGCUCGGCUUCAUAUCUUGUUACAGACUUUCCUACAGACAGACAGGUUUUCACUUCGCUCUCUACCUUAUUGCUGUACGAUUCUCGGUAUUGCCUAAGAGCCGCUGCCUAGGACUUCACGUCUCGGCUGUUGUCUGUCCUUCUUGGGCCGGUAGGAAGAGAGGACGCGGCUGAAGGAUUACCACACAAACUGCUGCCUACUUUUCUGACAUGGCAGCCAAUGGAGCGAGUUGUGAGCAGCCUCAGAAACGUGCAGGACCCAAAGACAAACAGAACGGGAAGCCCACAGACUUAUCAGUCAGAGACAGGCGGCAGAAAGACAAGGACGAGCGUCUUUCUCUGGUCUUAUGGAGGAGACCUGUCACCACCCUACAGUAUUUUCUACUGGAGACCCUCAUCAUGCUAAAGGAGUGGACAUAUAAGCUUUGGCACCGAAGAGGAGCAGUGUUCUUAUUGUUAGUGCUCUGCUCUCUCUUCUCUGUCACAUACUCCGCUGAAGGAGCACACCAAGAGUAUGUUCAGUACCUGGAGAAGAAGUUCCUAUGGUGUGCCUACUGGGUAGGCCUUGGGAUCCUGUCUUCAGUGGGACUCGGGACUGGGCUGCACACCUUCCUUCUGUAUCUGGGUCCUCACAUAGCCUCAGUGACCCUGGCAGCGUAUGAGUGUGGCUCCAUAGAUUUCCCUGAGCCUCCGUACCCAGACGAGAUCGUUUGUCCUGACGACGGACAACUGGAGGGCAGUGUCUCGCUCUUCUCCAUCAUGUCCAAAGUCCGCCUGGAGGCCUGCAUGUGGGGUGCGGGCACGGCCAUCGGAGAGCUUCCUCCGUACUUCAUGGCAAGAGCAGCUCGUCAGUCGGGAGCCGAUCCAGAUGAUGAAGAUUAUGAGGAAUUUGAGGAGAUGCUGGAGCAGGCUGAGGACGCACAGGACUUUGUCACAAGAGCCAAACUGGGAGUUCAGCACAUGGUGCAGAAAGUUGGGUUCUUUGGGAUCCUGGCUUGUGCCUCGAUUCCAAACCCUCUCUUUGACUUGGCUGGAAUCACCUGCGGUCACUUCCUGGUUCCCUUCUGGACCUUCUUUGGAGCAACUUUAAUUGGGAAAGCUGUAAUCAAGAUGCAUAUACAGAAACUUUUUGUGAUCAUUACCUUCAGCAACCACAUAGUGGAGCAAAUGGUGUCACUCAUUGGGUCUGUGCCUAGAGUUGGACCAUCUCUGCAGAAGCCCUUCAGUCAGUACCUGGAGGCCCAGAAGAACAAGCUACACCACGCUGGAGGAAGUAAAACAGCCGAUGACAACUGGCUCUCGUGGGUGUUUGAGAAGGUGGUGCUGGUCAUGGUUUGCUACUUUAUCAUCUCAAUCAUCAACUCCAUGGCUCAGAGCUACGCCAAGCGGCUGCAGCAGCUGAGGAACUCGGAGGAGAAAACCAAGUGAUGGCGGUUCAAAGCUGUGUGUGCAUCCAAGUGACUGUGCUGCUUCUGCUGAGAGCGCUCCACUCAGACACGGCCACUCAAAUACAUUACCAACAAACCUCACCGCCAUCCAUUCUCAAGAGUUUAAAAAGAAGAUCAGACUGGCUUUGUGCGCGUGUGUGUGUGUGUGUGUGUGUGUGUGAGAGAGAGAGAGGAUGUAUGUGUUGUUUUAUUGUUUCUUAAAGGUGUCUAGUUCCUCCUGUUAUCUCACUCUGCCGUGUGAUUGGUUGGUUGUACUGCUGGUCUUAACAUGUUACUUUAAGAUGAUCCAUUCAUGGACCUCAGAGGAACUGCGGUGAUUGGAGGGUAACUGCUGUGUUUGAGGGCAGCGUCAGUCCGUUGCUACGCCUUAUGCAAGACGGGAACGUCAGAAUUCCCUCUGAAAUAACUCCUGACUUAGUUACGUGAUUUUAAUUUAAUUUUGUAACAGUUAUGUGUGGAUGGAAGUAGAUUUUAUCUAACCGUGUGCAGCAGAUGUUUUCUUUUCAGGGCUGUCCCCAUGUCCCUGUCCUGUCUAACAGUAAGAUCUUUGUUUUAGUGACGUUGGUUUGAAGUGAGAAGAAAGCAAUAUCAACUUAAAACAGUGGUGUAUUGAUAGUUUGCACAUUGUGUAAAUAUGUUAAUAUUUUUUGACAGGAUGCACGGUUGUUUCUAUUCCAUUCGUGGUGUACAUGAGCAAAACAAAAAGAUAAUUGGUGAAGUGACAUUGUACACUCGAUAUAGUCUCAUUUCUACUCUGUAUAUUCCGAUCAUGUAUAAAACCAGGAAACAAGUUUUCCAAGUCUGA